Molecule: messenger RNA, 1384 nt
Organism: Symphalangus syndactylus (siamang)
Lineage: Eukaryota; Metazoa; Chordata; Mammalia; Primates; Hylobatidae
Gene: AGXT
Product: alanine--glyoxylate aminotransferase
Cellular component (GO): peroxisome
Molecular function (GO): L-alanine:glyoxylate transaminase activity; L-serine:pyruvate transaminase activity
Source: RefSeq, a predicted model, not a curated record
GCCCCAGGUCCUCAAGCGGCAGGUUGGGUGCGGACCAUGGCCUCUCACAAGCUGCUGGUACCCCCGCCCAAGGCCCUGCUCAAGCCCCUCUCCAUCCCCAACCGGCUCCUAAUGGGGCCCGGUCCCUCCAACCUGCCUCCUCGCACCAUGGCAGCCGGGGGGCUGCAGAUGAUCGGGCCCAUGAACAAGGAUAUGUACCAGAUCAUGGACGAGAUCAAGGAAGGCAUCCAGUACGUGUUCCAGACCAGGAACCCACUCACACUGGUCAUCUCUGGCUCGGGACACUGUGCCCUGGAGGCCGCCCUGGUCAAUGUGCUGGAGCCUGGGGACUCCUUCCUGGUUGGGGCCAAUGGCAUUUGGGGGCAGCGAGCCGUGGACAUCGGGGAGCGCAUGGGAGCCCGAGUGCACCCGAUGACCAAGGACCCUGGAGGCCAUUACACCCUGCAGGAGGUGGAGGAGGGCCUGGCCCGGCACAAGCCAGUACUGCUGUUCUUAACCCACGGGGAGUCGUCCACCGGCGUGCUGCAGCCCCUCGACGGCUUCGGGGAACUCUGCCACAGGUACAAGUGCCUGCUCCUGGUGGAUUCGGUGGUGUCCCUGGGUGGGACCCCCCUUUACAUGGACCAGCAAGGCAUCGACAUCCUGUACUCGGGUUCCCAGAAGGCCCUGAACGCCCCUCCAGGGACCUCGCUCAUCUCCUUCAGUGACAAGGCCAAAAAGAAGAUGUACUCCCGCAAGACGAAGCCCUUCUCCUUCUACCUGGACAUCAAGUGGCUGGCCAACUUCUGGGGCUGUGACGACCAGCCCAGGAUGUACCAUCACACGAUCCCUGUCAUCAGCCUGUACAGCCUGAGAGAGAGCCUGGCCCUCAUUGCGGAACAGGGCCUGGAGAACAGCUGGCACCAGCACCGCGAGGCCGCGGCAUAUCUGCAUGGGCGCCUGCAGGCACUGGGGCUGCAGCUCUUCGUGAAGGACCCAGCGCUCCGGCUGCCCACCGUCACUGCUGUGGCUGUGCCCGCUGGCUAUGACUGGAGAGACAUCGUCAGCUACGUCAUGGACCACUUCGACAUUGAGAUCAUGGGUGGCCUUGGGCCCUCCACGGGGAAGGUGCUGCGGAUCGGCCUGCUGGGCUGCAACGCCACCCGCGAGAAUGUGGACCACGUGAUAGAUGCCCUGAGGGCGGCCCUGCAGCACUGUCCCAAGAAGAAGCUGUGACCUGCCCGCUGGCACACACCUGGCGCUGGCACACACCUGGCCCAUGCCCACCCCGAGGGAUCAGGAGGAUCAGGAGCAAACAGACCCUGCAAGGUCCUCCAGGCCUGGGGACAGGAAAGCCAGUGACCCAGCCCAGGAGGCAGAACCUGGCAGCCUCCCUGGCCCCAGG